GGAAAAUAAAGAGUUGAAAAAAAAAGCGCGGGUAAUUGUAGAAAAUUUGUAAAAAAUAAUAAAAAUAUGUUUAAAUUACAUAGUUUACCAAAUACCGAGCUGUCCGAUUAUUGUUUAAAUAUCUUGGAAAAACAUGGCAUUAUAUGGGUGCGUGAAUUUAUACACGAAAAACCUGAAAAACUUAUGAAAAUAUUAAAUUUAAAUCUGGAGCAAGUGUUAAAGAUAAAAAAAGAAUUUCGUGGCCUCUAUGGUCCUAAACGAAUUAUCGUUGAAGGUCCAGAAGAAGAAGAUGAAGACCACGAAUUACGUAUCUGUGACCCUAAGAAGAAAGUCUAUGGCUCACAUAUUAAUGCUUUGGACAAUAUGCUGGCUCCCAGUCUACUACUUAAUAAUUGUUCAUUUGGGAAAUCUGUGGUCCUACUGGUGUGGGCAAAACUCAAUUGGCUUUAACUUUAGUAUUAAAUUUUGUCAUAAAUCAGGUGGCUCCUGCUUUGUAUAUAGACACCAAAUUGGAUUUUUCCGCCAGUCGUAUAAAAGACAUGCUUAAGGCUCGAGAAAUCGACCAGAACUCUAU
Lucilia sericata (common green bottle fly) is the source of this 574-nucleotide messenger RNA. RefSeq lists its product as uncharacterized. Lineage: Eukaryota; Metazoa; Arthropoda; Insecta; Diptera; Calliphoridae. The record is from RefSeq and is a predicted model, not a curated record. The transcript has a single exon. The coding region runs from base 67 to 450 and encodes 127 amino acids.